AUGAGUUCCCUCUACGAUGACUUGGACGAUGUUGAGUUGAGUAAAGGAGAAAGUGGAAGUAGCAGUUGGGUGCUUGGAGGAACUGCAGGGGCGCCUUCUGUCACAUCGUCGACGACGACUGGAAUUGGACGGCUUGUUGCUUCUGCGUCGGGAGGAAUGGCAACGCCUGGAGGAUAUUCGAGUAUGCAGAUGAUGCAAUCUCACAUGGCAAUAAAGAGGGCUCAAGGACGUCGUGGUUCGGGCAACGACUUCAAUUCUCGGAAUACGGUGGUUCCUGUGCUCGAUAAUCGUCGUGGGGGUGGUGGAACUAGUGCUGAGGGGUCAUAUCGGUUCAAUCAAAUGACGGGCAAAAUGGAGCGUGUUGCAGCCUCUGCAACGUCGAAUUCGAGCACCUCCACCUCUCAGUUUUCCUCGGGUCUUCUCUAUGGUGAACCGAGCUUAUCGUUGGGCGUAGCGGAUGAGUACAAUCCUUUGUGUCCUAAUGACUACGAGGAGUUGGCUCGGCUGAAACGCGAAAAGCGAACUGAUCGACCUCCCCGCGAUUCCCACGGUCCAAGCAACGCACCCAGUGGUUUUAGUCGGCGACCAGCACUUUCGGGUAGCGAAAGUGACAGCGACGACAGCUCCAACGAUUCCGACAAUCGAGUUCGAGGUCCACACCACAGAAAGCGACCACCUCCUCCCCCUCCUUCUCGUGCAGCAAUCGCGCCUCCCAGCAGCCUUCUUGAGGAUGUUAUUGUAGCUCCGGGAUCAGAUACUGUGGGCAAAACAUCCGGCACCAACGUUACGUCUUCUGGCGAUAUUGAUGGCGAGGCUCUGGAUGAUGCGGUGGCUCAAGGAGCUGCCGGAAGUUAUGGAAUAAAUGCAGUGGCGGCUAAAAUGAUGGCCCGAAUGGGCUAUCGCCAAGGUCAGGGCCUGGGCAAAGAGGGUCAGGGUAUGGCCUCUGCUCUCGUGGUCGAAAAAACCUCUCGUCAUGGUGGCAAAAUUCUCCAUGAAAAAGACCUCCAACGCUUACAAGAGGCUGAAUCCGCUGCCGCCAUGUCUACUGGUGGCUUUUCCGAGCAGCUUGCGAUGUCAGGAUCACUUCCUCCUAAUGCUACUGAGGUUCUGCUAUUACAAAACAUGUGCGGUGGACCAAGUGAGGUUGACGACGAUUUGGAGCCGGAAAUCAAAGAAGAGUGUGCGAAAUACGGCGAAGUCAUCAGCUGCAUGAUUUUCCAACUCGAGGAUGCAGGUGAUGGACCAGAAAGCGUUCGAAUAUUCGUCGAGUUUAAGGAAAAGGAGGCUGCUGCUAGAGAACCCCUCACAGGGGUCUCUCGAUCUCUUCAUUAUCGAUAA
Molecule: messenger RNA, 1338 nt
Organism: Rodentolepis nana
Lineage: Eukaryota; Metazoa; Platyhelminthes; Cestoda; Cyclophyllidea; Hymenolepididae
Source: the annotation of a GenBank genome assembly